Molecule: messenger RNA, 1473 nt
Organism: Leishmania braziliensis MHOM/BR/75/M2904
Lineage: Eukaryota; Euglenozoa; Kinetoplastea; Trypanosomatida; Trypanosomatidae
Product: conserved CBS domain protein
Exons: 1
Coding region: 1-1473 (490 amino acids)
Source: RefSeq, a predicted model, not a curated record
AUGGCUUCGUCUGAGGUGCAGCGCCCCUACUACCCCGCGAGUGCGGCUCACACGCGCUAUCAGACAGGCUCCUCUCUUCUGGAAGCAGAGUACAGGCCCACCGAUGAGGAGUGCGCCACCCUCGCAGCUCCGAUUGCCGACUUCCUGCGCAACUGCAGCUGCUACGACAUGCUCGGCGUGUCGACCCAGGUGGUGGUCCUCGAUGUGCAGGCACCGCUGUCCGUCGCCUUCAUCGCUGCCCAAGAGACGCGCAUCCAGAGCUGUGUCCUAUGGGACCCGCGCAAGCGGCAGUACGUCGGCGUGCUCACCUCUACCGAUUACAUUUGUAUUCUCCUAUACUGCCAAUCACACCCGAGGGAGGCAGAUGCGGUGGCCUUGUGGACAAUCGAGCACUGGCAACAGGUGAAGGAGACGCAGGGACUCGGACGGCCGAAUGAGAAGUUGGGUGCGCCGCCAGGACCAAAGAGCGGUAUCGUCACGUGCAAGACCGACACCUCACUCCACGACUGCCUGCAGAUGAUGCGGGAGCACUGCGUCCGCCGCAUCGUCGCCUUAGCGGAGAAGGAGGGCGAGGACUUCAGCCUCGUCGCCAUGAUGGACGUGGAGCAGAUUGUCGAGUACCUUGGGGUGAUGUUCUUUCACAUUGAGAAGGCCGUUGGGUCAAUCGGUCGGGCCUGCGGUGGCGCAGCAGGUGACGGCGUUGGUGGCGGCGGUGCCCCUCACCGCACAAACUUGACGAUGUCCACAGCGACAAACACGACCAGCGGCGCCGGCGGUCACGACGAUUUGUCCACGCGCAGCGCAAACAGCACUGUCGGUGGCAACGCAGACGUGUCCCCGCUACAGCAAAACAGCAGCCACCCGCUCAGGUCAAACUAUUUUGACGACUACGAUGACGACCCGCAGGGAGUCUUUUCUCUUGGCGAAGCUUAUGUGCUGCCCCCCUACGUUGCGUCUAUCAUUACCCAGGCAGAGGCGGCAGGGGCGAGUGGGUCUGGUGGUGUUGGCAUCGCUUCUGACGUGCGCGUCGGCCCUUACAGCUCCAUCUUCGACGUCCCGUUCAUGUAUGUGCCGCACAUCGGCGUACACCGCCGGAAGCCCAUCUUUGCAACGAUGGAGCAGAAGCUGAGCGAGGCGCUGACGCUUAUGCUGGACAACAGCACCGAGAGCAUCGCUGUUUGCGCACAAAAAGAUGGCACCAUCGUCGACGUCGUUAGUCGCAGCGACCUUCUGCGGAUGGAGAACCAGGGCGUGUACGACACGCAGCUGACAGUGCGGAAGGCGCUGGCGAGCAAGGCUAGCGACCACAUCUUUGUCUUUUACGAGACGGAUACGCUGCGGGAAAUAUUCUCACACUUUGUGCGGCGCCGCGUCAAGGAGCUCUUCAUGGUGGACCCGGACACAGGGCGGCUGCUGGGGCAGCUGAAUGUGGCGGAGUUUGUGUACUUCCUAGUCUUCGGCGUCAGCAAGUAG